Messenger RNA from Phytophthora infestans T30-4, 4113 nucleotides. RefSeq lists its product as uncharacterized. Gene Ontology annotation, biological process: phosphatidylinositol dephosphorylation. Gene Ontology annotation, cellular component: intracellular membrane-bounded organelle. The transcript has 5 exons. Bases 1 to 4113 code for a protein of 1370 amino acids. The record is from RefSeq and is a predicted model, not a curated record. Gene Ontology annotation, molecular function: phosphatidylinositol-3,5-bisphosphate 5-phosphatase activity. Lineage: Eukaryota; Oomycota; Peronosporomycetes; Peronosporales; Peronosporaceae.
AUGAGCGUCUCGGGGCCGCUCUACCGCCGCACGCCGCGGCUCUUCAAUCGCAACAAGCCGGGAGAGUGGAGUCUGGUCUGGUGCGAGCUCGUCCUGGAGCGAGGCGAGCUGCUCGUGUCACUGGACCGCGAUGGCCGAAGCCGCAUCUCCUCCAUCCCCGUCAAAGAGUGCGAACUGGCGCACGUCCGAAGUGACGGUCGCGACUGCAUCGAACUGACCAUCAACCGAGGCAAGAAGGAGACGUUCUCAUCCCACGAAUCCAGCCACGACGUGGAUUGGUGGAUGACGACGUUGAUUGCAGUGAAAAGAGACCUGGAACGUGGUGUAAAGCCCCAGAUCUCACUAGUGACACCUCCGAUAUCAGGGCCAACGACCAGACCCAAGCACAUGCGCCGUCCAUCGUCGCAAUUGAGUCUGAAUCUGAACUUGGCGGCUAAUGCAGCGGUAGGUGCGACCUUGAGUGGACGACCGACAUUAAGACGACGCAAGCCGGCACUGGCCACAUGUGAGACGCUGUUCGAGCGCUUCACCAUCUACGAGACGCCGUCAACGUACUACGUCGUGUGCUCAGACCGUCACUACUCUCGCUUCCGGAUGCUCGAACUGAAUCGGAUGGUGGAUCAACCCAAGAAGUUGCGUGAAGUGCUGGAGGAGGAUAAAAGAAUCUACGACUGGGAGCAGAUGGAAGCUCAACUACAGGCCUUGGCGGAGCUGGCCAGAGUGCGAGGCACGGGAAACCUCGUGAGGGCGUUCACGGCUGUGGCGAUUGUUGGAUGCAUCCGAUUCCUGCGUGGCUACUACUUCAUCUUCGUCACGCAGCGACGCAAGAUUGGCAACAUCGGCGGCAACUCGAUCUACGGCAUUUCAGCCACACAACAGCUCAAUUUGAGUCCCCCAGAAGAAGACCAAAGCCCGUGGAACCGACUCAAUCGAUGGUUUAAUCCCAGUCCAGAAGAAGAAGCUGAAGCGCGGUACCUUGGACUCUUUCACUUCUUAGAUCUCACCAAGGAUUUCUACUUCAGUUACUCGUACGGCAUCACGCACACACUACAGCACAACAUGACUACGGAACACUCGGAGCCAGCGGAGAUGUUCACGUGGAAUUACUAUUUGACUCAAGAACUGCGAACCUGUUUGAGUGGCGGAGCAGCAGCUGAUCUAGUCGUGCCGCUUGUAUUGGGCUGCUAUGAACAGCGUAAAUGCUCAGUGUUUGGACGUCUCGUGAGCAUCGUAUUGCUCGCCCGUCGUUCCCGACACUUUGCCGGCACUCGCUACUUGAAACGCGGUGUGGCUGACACUGGCAAAGCAGCUAACGACGUCGAAACGGAGCAGAUCAUCGAGGACGAGAGCAUGGGACCCGGUAAAUUUAGCUCGUUUGUGCAGCAUCGUGGGUCCAUUCCAGUGUUUUGGUCGCAGGAGACAUCUGCUACACUCCCAAAGCCGCCUAUUGUGCUGAACCGUGUUGAUCCGACGUACACAGCGACUCAGAAACACUUUGCGGACCUGUUCUCGCGCUAUGGCUCGCCUAUUGUAGCACUCAAUCUCGUCAAGCAGUCGGAGAAGAAAGAGCGUGAAGUUAUCGUCGGCAACGAGUACAUGAACGCAGUGGAAUAUCUCAACAGCUUCAUGCCUGCAAGGCAUCGUGUGCGCUACGUGGCAUUGGAUUACUCGCGACUGUCAGGUCCUAAGCAGAAGGGUCUUAACGUGCUGCAUUCACUGGAUAAAGUGGCAGUCUGGGCUCUCACACAGACGGGGCUCUUUUGCAGUGCCCCCAAGCGACAGAUUAGCCAGAACGGCAAUCGACGCACGGCUCAGACUUUCUCUCCGAGUCCUCCAUCGGAGCCGUGGGAUGCAUUCAUCUCGUCAAGUAACCUGCAACCAAUGGGAGAGAAUAGUGACGAACUAGCGUCUACGGAGCCGCCACCAUCGCCCACUAUCACGAGAAACUCUGGCGAUUGGCUGGAACAACGAGGUAUCCUGCGAACAAACUGUAUCGACUGUCUGGAUCGCACGAACGUGAGUCAGUUUAGCGUUGGCAUGCGAGCACUGGGCCAACAACUUUACGUGAUGGGUAUCAAGAACACGCCUCUCUUGGAAAGUCGAUCGCAGCUGGUUCUGGUUUUGAUGAAGCUUUAUUCUCUCAUGGGCGAUGCUAUCUCGAUGCAAUACGGUGGCUCUGAAGCCCACAAGAACGUGAAGAACAGCGCCGCACGAGAAAACGUCAAGCACCGCGAACUCCUCACGUCGAUUCGACGGUACUACAGCAACUCGUUCACCGAUACAGCCAAGCAGGAUGCCAUCAACAUAUUCCUUGGUCACUUUGUCCCUAGUGAGGACUCGCCUCCGUUGUGGGAAUUAGAUUCCGACUACUAUCUCCACAACUUUGAGGUGCGGAAUGGCAUGGCUGCGUGCGAGAAUGUGCGACGCAACAUUGCUUUCCAUGCGGACAAUAAGCGCAAGGCGUUCGGCGAUCUCUAUGGGAUAGCACCAAUGCAGUUAUCGUGCUGCUCGUCGUCGGAACUCUUGGACGAUGUUAGUGAAGGGACCAGUGACAGCGACGACAAUGAACCUUCGACUGAACGUGUCGUGGCCUUGGCAGUACGAGAUCAGUCGAAGCGUGACGCCUACAUCCGCGAGUGCAGAAGAGUCCUGGAUGACUGGUGGAAGGAACCGCUGGAAUGCUUUGAACGACCAAAGUAUUGUCUGCCUCCAGUGGAGGAGAAGGCCUCUUGUGUGUGUGACCAGAUUGCUCGCAAGGGGAGCAAAAAUAAUCUCUACACUGGCUCGACUGAAGCUGCCAAGCCAGCUGGUGCUGGAAACCGGAAAGCGUCACCUCGAACUCCAUAUUCGGAUGACUUCUUGCACAUGUAUCAUCCGGAAGAACUGACAACGUUUGACAAGGUGCUGGGGUACAAGUUCAUGCUUCCGAUGGAGAUCUCGGACGAGGUGAAUGAAAAGGACAAGCGUCGGUCUGAGAGUGCUGUUGUAGCCCAUUUGACGUCUGCUCCGUCGUCAUCGUCGAUAUCUGGAUUAGCUCGUGUUGAUGAGGAAAACCUCUCGGACUAUGACUCAAGUCGGCAAGGACUGACGAAGAAAGAGAACCGGUCCCAUCGCAGUAUGAGCGCUCCUGACAUCGGUGAAGAAGUUGGCUAUUCGCCUCAGUCUACACGCAGAGGUCGUGAUAGUGGGCAUGAGUGCAAGAGUGGUCAUCAAGAGGAUCAUACCAGUAUAAGUGGAUCGGAGUCACGUCGGGCCUCUCGAGCAGCGUUAGCGGAAGCCAUCAACAAGUACGGAGGACAUGGAUCUGCGACAUUGAAGGCGGUUGUGAAGCGUAAAGAUGACCAGAUCAGCAUCGACGACUAUGUGCUGAGCCGAGGACGUCGCAAAUUCGUCGGUGAUUGCUCUACACCUGCGCCAGACCCUAUCUACCAACAAUACGUGCUAGGAAAGGACUCACCACAAAUAUGGGAAACUGACAACGAGAGUGUGAAGAUGUACUUCGAGACAUACAUGCGCGAUAAUCGCAUCAGUCCGGACGAUGCUCGGAGUCUUCGUGAGGCUCAAGCACGUGCUGGUGCUACAUUCAAACUGCAAGUUGGUUCGUACACAGGUCUAGAGCAAAGCGUGAAAGCUCGCGUCUUAGUAUCAAAGAAGCUGAAAACCGAGCCCGAAGACCGAAAGAUGUUCGAAGACACUUUGGAUCUUAAGAAACUUGUGAAAAUUGGAGAAGCAUCUGUUCCUGCUGAGAGCUUGGAGCUGUACAAGACUUUCUUCGACGAGGAGCUACCCAGUGUGGAGAUCUACCAGCCAGCGAAGGAAGCUAAGGAGUUCAAGCCUUCAGUGCCUGAGUCUGACGAUCUAUCGCGUCCAGUCCCCAAACGAUGCACCUCAGCCACCGCGCUGUCGUCCAAACUCGCACAGAGCAUCCAACGACUAUCUGUCAAGAAGACACGCACGCGGUUCAGCAAUGGAGACCUCAUUUCUGUCGGUCCACUGUUUAAGAUGGACGGAGGGAAAGAUCGAGACUUCAUCAUCUUCAACGAAGCUGCUGCGGAGAAUUCUUUCGGCGAAGUGACUCGCAACGAGACGGAGCUGUCGUUCUACUCCAAGUAA